Messenger RNA from Cinara cedri, 6979 nucleotides. NCBI's taxonomy places the organism in Eukaryota, Metazoa, Arthropoda, Insecta, Hemiptera, Aphididae. The record is from the annotation of a GenBank genome assembly.
AUCAAAGGUAACAGAUUCGUAACCGCGGUUAAGUAUUAUCAGAUACUGGUAUCAGCAUGAACAUGUGUUUUGAUUGAAAUGUGAUAAUGAAAUCAAUAAAGUAGUAACUUGUCUGGACUUCUCUCUGAUAUUUAUAAAUUACUAAUAAUUACAAUUAUAUUUAAAACUGUUUAUUAUAUUUUAUUAUUUAAGAGUACCAUAAAUAAUAGUUAAUUAGACAUUACAAAUUUACAUAAAAAAAUAUUGUAUACUGGAAAUUAAUUAUUACUGUUAUGCUAGCCAUUAAUAUCACAAAAAGUCGCCUUAAUCGUUUAUGGAAAAUCCCAAAAACUUUGUUUCUAAAAAAACCUUCAAUAUAUGUCAACUAUAAUUCUAAGUAAGAAUUCUUGGCAUAAUUCUAGUUUAGCAACCUAGUGAUUUUUUUUCAAAAUUUGUAUUUUAGAGUGCACAAUAAGAAUGUAAAAAGUUUCGAUUUUCCGUCACAUAUUUGUUAUUUAUUUUCAACAAUAAAUCUGAGAAUAUUUUCGUUAAAACGAAAAAUCAUUAAUGUCAAUUUUCAAAUGUUUUGAAUUCGUUUUGAAAAAGCUAUUUUUCAAGUUUAACACAAAAAAAUGUUUAAACCAAGUAUGAUAGGUAAGUUUUGUUUUUACCAAUCGAUUAAUCAUUAAAAAUUAUACAUUUUCAAAAUAAUUAAUUUUAAGUAUUCUUUUUUAAAAAUGAGUAUUAUUGAAAACCUAAAUUUUUUAAAGUUUGUCACCCUUAACUAUCAUAUAAAGUUUAUCAAACUUUUUACAUUUUUAUGAUUCACACAAAUUAAAAUGUUGAAAAAAAAGAACUGCCAAGUUGUUAAACUAGAAUUGUCCCGAAUUCUUUAGAAUGUUCUGUAUUAUUAUUAAGUAUUAAUAGGUAUUUUCAGAACUCAAUAUUAAAUUUUUCUUCUAAAACUAUGGAAACGACCAAGAAUCGUUUAGCUCAGGAAAGAUCACCUUAUCUUCUGCAACAUGCAGAAAAUCCAGUGCAAUGGUUUGUAAUAUAAUUAUUUUGUUCAGUUAAACUAUAAAUUAAUCAAAAAUUUGAUUUAGGUAUCCAUGGGGUGAUGAAGCCUUUGAGAAAGCUCGUAGUGAAAAAAAGCUUAUUUUCUUGUCAGUUGGUUAUUCCACGUGCCAUUGGUGUCAUGUCAUGGAACACGAGUCAUUUGAAAAUCCAGACGUUGCUGCUAUCAUGAAUGAACAUUACGUGAACAUUAAAGUAGAUCGAGAGGAACGGCCUGAUGUAGAUCAACUAUACAUGACUUUUGUUCAGGUAUUAAUAAACCUACGUUUUUUGUAUGUACAUAUUUAUUUAUAUACAAAUUGUCUAGAAAGAUUGAACAAAGUUGAAUUCGUUUGAAUGAAUUUAAAAAUAAUAUCUUAUAUCAAUACAUUUUAUAAUACAUAAUAACCAAAUAAUUUAUAAUCCCUCCUAUUAAAAUAAAUUAUUUCUAUUUUCUAUUUAAAACAACCAAUUUGUAUAGUUAAUAUUUUUUCUAUUUAUUUCUUUAUUUAAUUUAAUUUAAUUUUAAUUGGGAUUGAAAUUUAUUUUAAGUCACGUUUUACAUUUUGACUGUAAUAUACCUGAUUAUGAAUUUUGAAAUCGAAACCGGUCGUAUAAUACAUUUAUCAUACUACAUUCCUUCAUUUAUUUAUAUAUUUAUUUACGAGUAUUAACCAUUUUAAUAAUUUUGUUUUUACUUAAUUGUUUUGUUAUUAAUUUAUGUGUUAUAAAAUAUAUUUACACAUUUUUAAGUAUAUAAUACUAAUUGAGUUGUUAAGUAAAAUAUUAAACAAAAUAAAUUUUGUUUAAUCAAUUCAUCUGUAAAGUAUAUUGUAUUUUGAAUUAUUUAUACAUAUGCUAUUAGGCUAGCAUAUGAUUACAGUAAAUAUAAUACAAUAACAAUAAUAAUAAAUAGAUAAUUAUUUUUAUCCCUAUUUAGGCAGCAUCUGGGCAAGGAGGAUGGCCAAUGAGUGUAUUUCUAACACCAGAUUUGAAUCCAAUUGGAGGUGGUACAUAUUAUCCUCCUGAAGAUGCAUACGGUCGUCCAGGAUUUAAAUCCAUUCUUCUACAUAUGGCUAAAAGAGUAAUUUAUAUAUUAUACUCAGUUAUCAUAUCAAUAAAUAUGUAUUUAAAGUAAAGCAAAGUCAGCAGACCAAAAAUAUUAUAAAUAUUGUAUUGAUCAAAGCAUCCUCCUUAUCGCAUGUUAUACAAGCUUUAAAAAAGUUUGUAGACUAAUAGUUAGACAAAUUAUUAAUUAUUAUAAUAUAUACCAAUAGGAAAUUAUUCAGAGAAUUAAGAAUUAAUUGUAUUAAUUUAAAAAAGUGUUUACCUUUUCUUCUCCCAUAAAAAAUUGUUAAACUUAGAAUCAACUGUGAACAACAUACAAAUAUUCUUUUCUGUCAAAUUUAAUGGUUUUAUUAUAACCGUCUUUUACUUCCAAUAUAUAUAUUAUUAACCAUGUUUCAAAUAAAAUUGUUGAAUCCAACCUAACCCAAUUAGAUUUUCUGUAACUUUGCCGUCUAAGCCACACAAUGUUAUAUCUGAGUUGUUUAUUUGUAUGAAUUUUAUUUAAAAAUGUUAACAUUUCAAAAAAUUAUAGUUAUUUAUUAUUAAUUUUUAAUUAAAUACGUUUAUUAAACAGUUAUAAAUAAAAACACCAGUUAGCAGCAGAGCUGUCACUAUGAGUCAAAUUUCCCUCUUCCUGUUUUGUACUAGUCAUAUUUUUUUUAUGAAAUAAUAAUUAACCUCAUACUAUAAUAUUACAAUGCUAUGUACUAUUCUACAAUAAAUUGAAAUCCUUCCAAAAAAAAAAAAAAAAAUGGUUAAAUUUAAGCAGAUAGGGGUUGACAAUUGAAACCCCCAAAGGCACAUUCAUGAUACUAACGACAUAUAUAAAUUGUAAAAUGUCAUCCCCUGGCAUCAUUUAAGAUACAGACCCCUUUGGACUAAUUAACACUUAAUUAUGAGAUAAUAAUAGUCUUCUGCUGACUGCUUUGUUAACUUUAAAGACAUUCAAUAAAUGUUAAUAAUAAAUAAUAUUGUUUAGUGGAAAACUGAUUCAACGUCAAUGUUGGAAAACGGUUCAAAUGUUCUUAAAAUACUAAUUGACACUACUGCGUUUGAUAUAAAACUCGGGAGUGAACUUUCUCAAAUUAUGAAACCUAAUCCCAAAACAUGGAUAGCAUGUUUCUCACAAAUGAAAAAAAUUUAUGAUGAAGAAUGGGGUGGAUUUGGUAUGGCACCUAAAUUCCCUCAGCCAUCAAUACUAGAUUUCCUAUUCCAUGUUUCAUAUAAAAUGUCAAAAUCAUGGGAGGGAAAAGAAAGUUUAGAAAUGGCAUUGACAUCACUACAAAAAAUGUCAAUGGGUGGUAUACAUGAUCACAUUGGCCAAGUUAGUAUAUUAUUAGAACAAAUUAACAAUCCAAUUUACAAUAAUUAUUACUUUUAGGGUUUUGCUAGAUAUUCAACAGACGAAAAAUGGCAUGUACCACAUUUUGAAAAAAUGUUAUACGAUCAAGCACAGUUAGCUGUAUCGUAUACCAUAGCUUUUCUAAUAACCAAAGAUCAACAGUAUUCAGAUAUAGUUCAUGAUAUCUUGCAAUAUGUCAGUAGAGAUUUAAGUCACAAGGUACAGUUUUUGAUUUAAAAUAAAAUACAUUUUUUUAGCGACUACUCUACUUUAAUUUUUAAUAACCACAUAAAAAAAAGAAACAUCCUACUGCAUAUUCCAUCAGUAUGAUUAAAAUUAUAUGUUUUAUGAUGUAUGAUCAAUUUAAUACAUUUAAUAUUAAUUAUAUGUUUUAUAGCAAGGUGGAUUUUACAGUGCUGAAGAUGCAGAUUCAUUACCUACACCUGAAUCAUCUAAAAAACGUGAAGGUGCCUUUUGUACAUGGACACAAGAUGAAGUAAAGACUCUCUUGAACAAACCUCUAGAGUCAAAAUCGGAUAUUAAACUUUUCGAACUAUUUUGUUGGCAUUUUAGCAUUUUACCAAAUGGUAAUGUUCGACCAGACUCAGUAAGUGUACAUUAAUAAUAAAUAAGUUAAAAAAUAUGAAAGUCAAAUAUUUAUUAAUUGAAUAGGACCCUCAUGGAGAGUUAUUGGACCAAAAUGUAUUAAUAGAGUUUAGAAGUAAGGAAAAUACUGCUAAAAAGUACGGAUUAUCUGUAGAAAAUGUUAAAAAAGAACUAGAAAUUGCAAAAAGUAUACUAUUUGAAGCACGUCUAAAAAGACCGCGGCCACAUCUAGAUAAUAAAAUAAUAACUUCAUGGAAUGGUCAGUAUCCGAUUUAUUUAAAUAUGGUAUCUAUAAAGAUGAAACCUUAAUUAUAUUUACAUCAAAAUAUAUUUGUUAAUGAGUGCACUUAUUUAUUGGUUUUAGUUGUAACUUUUCAUGUUCAUGAUAAAUAUUUCACAACAAUAUAAUAAAUACAACUAUUUUUAGUAGUUUAUUUUACAAAAUUGUGAAAAUUGAAUGAGGCUUUAAAAUUAUCAUCUUUUGUUAUGAUUUAUAGGAUUAAUGAUAUCAGCAUAUGCAAAAGCAGCAUCAGCAUUAAAUGUUGACAAAUAUAAACAAAGAGCAGUUAUGGCUGCCGAAUUUCUUAAAAUGCAUUCAUGGGACUCGAGUACUAAUACUUUAUUACGAUCGUGUUAUGUAAAUGAAAAUGGAGAUAUUACUAACAUGUAAUUUUGUGUGUAAAUGUUUUAAAAGAUGGUAAUUUUUAAAAAGUAAAAAUGUUUAACUUCAGAGAAAAACCUAUUGCUGGUUUCCUCAAUGAUUAUGCUUUCCUCAUACGUGGUCUUUUGGAUUUGUAUGAGUCCACACUACAAUCGAAAUGGCUAGAAUGGGCUGAUAUACUCCAAGAGCAACAAGAUAAAUUGUUCUGGGACGAGGAGAAAUUUGGAUACUAUUCUUCUUCUGAUCAAGAUUCAAGUAUCAUUUUAAGAUUCAAGAGUGGUAAAUAAACAGUAAAUUAUUAUACUUGAAUACUAUAAUUUAAAUAAAAACCCUAUUUUCAGAUCAUGAUGGAGCAGAACCUUCUGGCAAUUCUAUUUCUGCAUUGAAUCUAUUAAAAUUAUCAAUACUGACUGGAAAACAUGAAUAUCAAACUAAAAUUAAUAAUUUAUUUCUAGCAUUUACUGGACGUUUAAGUGAUAGUUCAAGUGCUUUACCAAUAUUAGUGUCUGCUCUUACAUUGCACUGUGAUUCUAUCACUUCUGUUAGUAUAGAGUUCAUGAAUUUUUUUUUAGUUUUUAAUUUAUCAUUUUAUUUUAUUUGUUCAGGUAUACAUUACUGGUGACCUAGAAGAUCCUGAAAUGGAAGCAUUAUUGUCUGUAGUCAGACAACGAUAUAUGCCAGAUCUUCUUUUAGCUUAUGCUGAAAAAAAAUCAAUGUCGGAACUAGCUCAAGGUUUGGCAACUACAGAAAAUGGUAAAGUCGCGGCAUAUGUAUGUAAAAAUAAUACAUGCAAUUUACCUGUAUACAAUCCUGAUGAAUUGAUUGCAUUAUUAGAUGGGAAAGCGCCAAUCGCUUAGAGAAUAAUGUGUUUUUGGUUAUAGAACAUUAUAUAAUUGAAAAAUGUAUACAAGUUCAUUUAAUAGAUUUUAUUUUUAUUUGUAAAUUUUAAAUUUAUAUAUGUAAUAUCUGAGUACUAACUGUUAACAGCAGAAACCAGUAUAUUUUUAAACACCUUAAUAUUGUAUAUCUCAUAGGUUUAAUGAAAGGUAGACUAAAUAUUUUAUGAAUUCUAGAUAGAUAUUAUGUAGAGAAGUAAAUAAUGAGCAUAAUUUAUAAUAUUAAAUGCUUUUUGACAACUAUAGCUUAAGUGCGAAUACAGCACUAUAACUCAUGUAAGGCACAACAGUUUUAAAUUUAAUUCAGUUUGUAAUAAUUUUUACUUUAUACCUAAAGUAAAAAUUAAUGUAAUAACAAUUAUUUUAAAAUACAAUUAUUGGAUUAUUGAAACAAGGUAUUGAGUAAAAAAAAAACCUGUGUCCAAAUUAAAUAGUUUUAUAUAGUUAUUUAAGUAAAUGCAACAACUACUUGUACUAAGUACAAAUGAUCUACUAUUUUUAUAAAUCUGUUGUCAAAUGUUGACCAUGUUUAAUUCCGUAGUGUAUAAUUCUGUUUUCUAAAAAUGCCCAAGCCAUUUUUGGAGAAGAAAACCCAAUGCCAAUCUUUCCAUCUUUGGAAAUAACAAUGGCUCCUGCACUGCCACCCACACGUGAUGACAUAGACUCGCAAGCUUUCUGAGCUGCAAUAUUUGGAUCGUUGCCUAAAUAUUGAUGAAGUAAUUUAUAAUAACAUUAAAAUCAUCUUCUAAGUAAUCUAAGUUUGUGGUCGCAAACCAUUUUCCAAAUGAUGCAUUAUUUUGCUAGCCAAACAGUAGCGCAUUAUGCUGUCCCCAUGACCAGUGGUCGAAAUUGUACCCACUUCAUUGUUACAGUAACCACCUGCACCCGGAAUAGGAGUAUCGCCGACUCUACCAGCCAUUUUACCAGUUAUUCCUCCAGUUGAUGUACACGAAACCAUAUGUCCAUUAACAUCCAUACCGAUAGCACCAACAGUACCAACACUACCUCUACCAAUAUACAUACAUAAAAAAUAACAAUUAAAUCUCCUUACUAACGAGUUUUAUCCGAAUUAAAUUUACUGUCCGAUUUCUGUUGUUAUCGGUUGACUGCCCGACUUCAAAAAGUUGUCCAAUGCUAUUUUCGCAUGGCUCGUCAUCAGAUAAUCAUCCGGGACUGCUUCGAAUCCUGAUUUCACUGCAAAAUCAUUGGCGCUCUGGCCCAUUAAAAGUACGUGAGGGGUGUUUUCCAUCACUUUUCUGGCCAACGCAAUGGGAUGCGCAAUAUUUUUCACGCCGGUAACGCUACCUGCAAACAAAUAUUAAAUGCAUGACAUUUAAACAAUUGAAUAAUAUACUGUAUUAUUGUACAGAAAUA